GAUAUAUUGACGCCUUCCCUUUUUUUUUCUUUUUCUUCUUCUUCACGCAGCUUUAUUGUGGAUAAAGAACAAGUAUGUCUACUCCUAUUAGAAACUUGAAAGACUUUGGUCGUAAUGACAUUACCGAUCAUUCAAGCACAGAUCAACGAUCUGUUGUUACAACCAAUGCUGACACCAAACACAACUCAGCUGUAAAUACCCCACAGUGUCAACCUGACUUAAAUGCGUCUGUUGAUCUCGACUCAACUGCGACAACAACUGCGCACGGAGGAGGUUUAAAUAUUGCCAGUACCACAAGCAGCAGUUUUUCUGACAUUUUACAAAAAGAAUCUGCCACUUUACCACCACAUGGCAGAUGUUACUCAGAAAUACCCGGCCAAACUCAAAUCACUGAUGAGGUCCUAAAUACCCCAAUUGAAUCACACGUUCCAUGCGAAUCCGAAGCUUUCAAUGAACCACAGGAUCCAGUUAUUCAAGUCAAACUCGAGCCUGAAUCAACCAUCCAACCUGAACCAGCAGCAUCAGCUCAACCAAGCCGCAUUCAGCCUUUAGAUUCGCCUCCUCCAGUAAUAAAAGUGGAACCUGAAUCGCCAAUUCAAAAUGAACAUCAAACACACUUGGAGCCAGAUUCAUGCAGCCAAAGAUUUUAUUCGCCUGUGCACAGAACCGAUACUGGGCUUCAAUCUCCCGAGGAUGAUCAUAUCAAAUUUGCAUACCCCACUUUGGAUCGUAGUGUUCUAUCUCCAACUACAGGAACGGAACGCACAUCCUAUAAUCAACUGGAACAUCCAGCACAUAGCCAAAUGGAUCUUUCAUCGCAUAAUCGACUGGUAAAUCCACCUCUUGAUCUCCCAUUAUUUUCUCAAUUGGGUUCAUCCACAUUUAUGCCUGCACGAGUAGGAUUUACACCGCUUGGUCUUCUUCCUCGUCCACCCCUAAUUAAUCGUAAGCCUGGGCUUUUCGCUCAUCUUCAACCUAAUUUGGUUUCUCGCUCUGAGCCCGGUUUGGUUCCUAAGUUUGGAAUCCCAUUCAGUUCCCAAUCUGAAUUGAAUGCAUCUUCUCACAAUGAACAACAUGUUCAAAAGGUAUUGGAACCUGUGUCAUGUACCGAACCUUCUCAAACUCAUGAACCUCAAGCUCUUGGUCAGGUUAAUGUCAAACCAGCUCUUCGCGGAUCUCCACAGCCGGUAAUACACAGUGGUUAUGAGCCACCUGCUGAGCCAGAUCCAGCCUCUCAUUCUGAGCCAGAUCCAGCCUCUCAUUCUGAGCUUCCCGCACCUACCAAAUCGACAAAAAAGAAGGUUUCAUCUGGCCGUUCUGCAUCUCUUCUUAUGAACAUGGAUUUUAGUAUCCCAGGAGAAACUACUUUAACUGAGCCUGUUAAACAGGUUGCUGAAGCGUCUCUCGAUCUGGCUGAUGGUGUGUCUGUCGAACUGCCUUCCAAAAAGUAUGUUGAUAUUGUUACCGAUAAGAUCUAUGCCGAGUCUGCUGCUGGUGAUAUUGAUGCUAAGUCUGCUGCCGAAAAGAUUACCGGUCAUCCUACUGCCGAAAGCCUUGCCAUCAAACAGGUCACUGGAAUGUCUUCUGAAAAACCUGUGUACAACCCGGACCAAUCACCUGGUGAAGCAUCCACUGUAGCACCCAAUGUAGCACCCACUGUAGCACCCACUGUAGCACCCACUGUAGCACCCACUGUAGAACCCACUGUAGCACCCACUGUAGAACCCACUGCAGAACCCACUGUAGAACCCACUGUAGAACCUAUUGCCGAAGUACCUGUGGAAGGACCCGUGGAAGUACCCGUGCAAGUACCUGUGGAAGUACCUGUGGAAGUACCUGUGGAAGUACCGGUGGAAGUACCUGUUGAAGUACCGGUGGAAGUACCUUUACGAGAGAAGGGCCGCAGGGGUAGAAAACCCAAGGCGAAACCCAACCCUGAAGGCGUGGCAGAGGCAUCAAAAUCAGUACUGAAAAAGAAGGUAUACAAGGCUACUGGAUCUGGGGAGUCAUCUAAUACUCCCACGAUCAAAAAGUCAAAACGUCUAGCAGAUAAGCAAGCUUUUGGCAAGGACGUUUCUGUUGGUCAUUCUCGAUGCGAUGCUAAUGAUGAGUUUGUACCUGAUAAGGAUGAUCAGCCCGCCCAUAAGACUUUGGCUAGUGGUAGGAAGAAAAGAGCCGCUACAACCUCUGUCUCCUACAAGGACUACGAUUUGGAUGAAAUUGAGGAGGAUGCGCCAAGAAAGAAGCGUGGGAAGAAGACUAAAGAAGUAUUGUCGAGUUCCUCAAAAUCAGCAAAGGCUGUCAUUACAAGAGCCAAGCGAUCUCCUGGUAAAACCAAAGAAGUAGAAAAAAACGGUCCGAAAAAUGCAAUUUACAUUGACACGGAUGAUGAAGUUGAAGAGACGGAGAUUGCACAAGUCGAAACUACCAAGCCUGUCCAAACUCAAAAGGCAUCUGAUAAUCAAGAUAAUAAGCUUAAGCGAUUAUUGCAAAGCAAGGACAGCCAAUUGGUCCAAGUAAACUUCAGGCAAUUGAUCCCGGAAUGGCUGGCUGCUUUUUCAGAAAAGGAUAAGCAAGAGCUUGCCUUGCUCCUUCCCGAGGCUGAUCAAGUCCUUAAGAAAAACAACGUUACGAUUAGGUCUGACUUUGGACAAGUGUCUACCAAUCAUUGCUUUGAAGCUGCAGAAAGAUGGCAGGAUAUUUUGUUCUUGGGUGGCUUCGAUCAAGAGUACAAGUCUGCAACUGUAAAUGCUGAGGAUGACAGCUUUAAAGACGACAAUUACGAACAGCAUUGGGGCGAUCGUAUAAAAGAAUUCAAUGAGGAAAAGCGUAAGCGUGAGGAGAUCGAUAUUGGCCGCCCGAACCCAAGCAAGAGAUUUGAAGUUGGGAAUUACUUUAGUUGCCUAGAUAUCGAAAAACGUAAAUACCCAUAUUGA
This is a messenger RNA of Mucor mucedo, 2936 nucleotides long. RefSeq lists its product as uncharacterized. The record is from RefSeq and is a predicted model, not a curated record. The transcript has 4 exons. Bases 75 to 2936 code for a protein of 953 amino acids. NCBI's taxonomy places the organism in Eukaryota, Fungi, Mucoromycota, Mucoromycetes, Mucorales, Mucoraceae.